AUGUCGAUACACGAUACUUCCUCGCCUCAAGGAGGACAAGAACCGAAACAGCCUCAAUUCGUGGGGCCGACUAGAUCUGCGUUCAGUCUCAAAGUCGCCGAGACCACGCUCACCAGAAUGGGAAUUUCCACUCAGACCCCGUUACCAUCCGGCACGAGCGAAUCUCUCGCUCCAACCCGCUACCCGACUCCCGAACAAUCCGAACCGGCCUUAUCUGUUCCUGGGACAGAUAUCCUGCUCACCAUGCCCCUGGACGAGGUUGAGAGAUUGCUCGAAGUUUUCCAGGAGGAAGUCGAGACUGUUUACCCGUUUCUGGACACCGGAGAGCUGGUAUCCAAGGCUGCAGAUAUACGAGCCUUUGUUGACGAUUCUCCGGAUCGCCCGGCGGUGAACAGCUCCUCUGUGGACCUCAAGGAUGUGAUCCUAGCAAAAGUCGCUAUUGCCACGAGUAUUGUGGUUGAGGCUCAUGGAAAGAACCAUGCAAGCAACAAACUAGUCGAACCGAUUAAGCAUCUCAUCUACCAGCUAUCUAUAGACGCCCAGGCUGAUCUGAAAGUCAUUCAAAUCAUGACCAUGAUUAGCAUUUACUAUUUCUUCUCCGACGAAGAACUUCUUGCCUGGAGAAAUAUCGGAAUAGCUGCGCGAGCAGCCUUAGAAAUGGGUCUACACCAGAACUUGAGUCUCGUCGAGAACUUCCCGGAUCCUCGAGACCGUAGUCUAGCAGUACGCGUGUUUUGGUGCGUUUAUGUGCUGGAUCGCCGAUGGAGCUUCGGAACGAGUCUCUCAUUCGCCUUGUUUGACCGAGAUAUCGACCCGAAUCUACCUGAACCGUCGGACGAUUUCCCAUACCUUCGAUGCUUGAUCGGGUACGGCCGGUUAUGUUCCAAAGCCUGGGACGCGUUGCCUCCGUUCAGCGCCCAGUCGCAGACCAUUCCCAAAGACACCGUCGCCUUCCUCGACUUCACCGCGCAGAACUGGUCCAAGUCAAUACCGGAAGACUUACAACUGCGCCAUCUACCACAAGAUUCUACAUCGGCACCGCCAUCUCGGGCUUCGAGGCGGUUGCAAGCGCUACUUUAUCUGCGUGGUAACCAUAUCCGCACCUUAAUACAUCGGCAUCACGUUAUUAGCUCCGCGAGCAUUGAGGCAGAGCCCCAAAAGGCGCGGCUGGUAGUCGACAUAGCCAUCGAUAGCAUAUCCGUUUUGGUUCAUCUGAGUGAGACGAGCGACAUCUACAUGCGCCAGCAAAGCGCCUUCAACUACUUCCUUCUCAGUGCCGUGGCGGUCCUUUUCUUGGCAGUAUGUCACGGCUCUCGGAUGUUCGCAGAGCCAUGCAGAGACAGCUUCCUCUCCGCAGUGGAACUCGUCAAGGGGUUCUCUCGGCAGGGCACGGCGAGCCGUAGGCUGUGGAAGAGCAUCAGAGGACUCUUGCCACUUGCCCAGCGGAUGGGUCUCCGGGGAGACGAAAGCACAAUUCGGAGAGAUAUAAACGACGGGCAACUACUGGUUGGUUCGACAGGUCGUAUGCUCGGCGUAGAGUCGAUGGCAGAUGGACAGCGAUCCGGAUCAGCAGCGGUGCCGGGCCCCGAGUUCGGUGGGUUGUCAUCGACGCAGAACUUGGGGACGAUGGAGUUUGGAGCAGCCGCUCCCGAUGCCUUUUCCCUCAGCAACGAUCUCAUGUUUCUCUUUGAUGCUUUCGGGCAGACGGAUGACACGUGGGCCAAUGGUUUGCAGGAUUAUAUGGGUGGCAAUGAACAGCAACCUGCUAUUAUGGGCGAGGAGGAGAUCUCCAGGCAUUUUUGGGGUUUGAUAUGA
This is a messenger RNA of Colletotrichum karsti, 1815 nucleotides long. RefSeq lists its product as uncharacterized. Gene Ontology annotation, biological process: DNA-templated transcription; positive regulation of transcription from RNA polymerase II promoter by galactose. The record is from RefSeq and is a predicted model, not a curated record. Gene Ontology annotation, cellular component: nucleus. The transcript has 3 exons. Lineage: Eukaryota; Fungi; Ascomycota; Sordariomycetes; Glomerellales; Glomerellaceae. Gene Ontology annotation, molecular function: zinc ion binding; RNA polymerase II cis-regulatory region sequence-specific DNA binding; DNA-binding transcription factor activity, RNA polymerase II-specific. The coding region runs from base 1 to 1815 and encodes 604 amino acids.